This is a messenger RNA of Camelus dromedarius (Arabian camel), 2345 nucleotides long. It is a transcript of the gene NARS2, whose product is annotated as asparaginyl-tRNA synthetase 2, mitochondrial. The record is from RefSeq and is a predicted model, not a curated record. Gene Ontology annotation, cellular component: mitochondrion. Gene Ontology annotation, molecular function: asparagine-tRNA ligase activity; nucleic acid binding; ATP binding. Bases 349 to 1782 code for a protein of 477 amino acids. The transcript has 15 exons. Lineage: Eukaryota; Metazoa; Chordata; Mammalia; Artiodactyla; Camelidae. Gene Ontology annotation, biological process: asparaginyl-tRNA aminoacylation.
CGUCGCGGCGGAGGACGCGCGUGUUUCGGCUAGGGGUCCGGUCGUGGGUUUAGAAACAGCGCAGGACUGUGGGGUGUUCUGGGCGUCCAGGGCGCGCGUGUUUCUUUUUGGAGUUUGCCGCCGAAUGUGUUGUCUGCGUUCCACGCUUUCGGGAAGAGGGAAGCAGAGGAGAGGUUCUGUGGGGACAGAGCUGGGGUUCGUGAAGGGGAAGGGCGCCUUCGGGCGGCUCUGGAGCGCCUGAGGCAGGGCUGCGGCCCGAAGAGGGGAGAAGAGAAGGAUUCCUGCAGUCAGGGUCCAACCCGUUUGGGAUCAGGGCUGGUCCCGAGGAGGGCCUGGGGCAGCCGUGCGAUGUUCGGGGCCCGGUGCCUGCUCCGAGCCCUGCGCUUCUGCUUCUCCGCUCCCUGCCCGAGGCACAAACCUUCAGCCAAGCUGAGCGUGCGAGACGCUCUCAGGGCCCAGAACGCGAGUGGGGAGCGCGUUAAGGUCCAGGGAUGGAUUCGUUCAGUCCGAUCCCAGAAGGAAGUCUUGUUCCUGCAUGUGAAUGAUGGGACAUCUUUGGAAAGCCUUCAGGUUGUAGCAGAUUCAAGCUUUGACAGUAGAGAACUGGCUUUUGGGAGUUCUGUGAAAGUUCAAGGGCAGCUGGUAAAAAGUCCAUCCAAAAGGCAAAAUGUGGAACUGAAGGCAGAAAAAAUUGAAGUUGUUGGAGAUUGUGAUGCCAAGGAUUUCCCUUUAAAAUACAAAGAGAGGCAUCCUAUGGAGUAUCUGAGACAAUAUCCUCACCUUAGGUGUAGGACGAAUGUUCUGGGUUCUAUUCUGAGAGUUCGCAGUGAAGCCACAGCUGCUAUCCAUUCUUUCUUUAAGGACAAUGGCUUUGUGCAUAUUCAUACUCCAAUAAUCACAUCCAAUGACUGUGAGGGGGCUGGAGAACUUUUUCAGGUCGAACCUUCAAGCAAAAUAAAAGUACCUGAGGAGAAUUUCUUCAACAUUCCUGCAUUUUUAACUGUCUCGGGACAACUUCACCUAGAAGUGAUGUCAGGAGCUUUUACUCAAGUGUUUACCUUUGGCCCAACAUUUCGAGCAGAGAAUUCUCAGAGCCGGAGACACCUGGCAGAGUUUUAUAUGGUAGAAGCAGAGAUUUCCUUUCUUGAGAAUCUUCAAGAUCUCAUGCAGGUAAUGGAGGGGCUCUUUAAGGCUACAACAACGACGGUUCUGUCAAAUUGUCCUGAAGAUGUUGAACUGUGUCACAAGUUCAUAGCUCCUGGCCAAAAGGACAGAUUAGAACAUAUGCUAAAAAACAACUUUCUAAUCAUUUCUUACACUGAGGCAGUGGAGAUCUUAAAGCAGGCAUCCCAGAACUUCACCUUCUGCCCAGAGUGGGGUGCUGAUCUACACACCGAACAUGAAAAGUACCUGGUGAAGCACUGUGGCAACAUGCCAGUCUUUGUCAUUAAUUAUCCAUUAAAGCUCAAGCCAUUCUACAUGAGGGAUAAUGAAGAUAGUCCUCAGCACACAGUUGCUGCUGUUGAUCUUCUGGUUCCUGGAGUUGGAGAACUCUUUGGAGGAAGCCUCAGAGAGGAACGGUACCAUUUCUUAGAGCAGCAGUUGGCCAGAUCAGGACUGACAGAAGCCUACCAAUGGUAUCUGGACCUCCGUCGAUUUGGAUCUGUGCCACAUGGCGGUUUUGGGAUGGGAUUUGAACGCUAUCUGCAGUGCAUCUUGGGAAUUGACAACAUCAAAGAUGUUAUCCCUUUUCCAAGAUUUACUCAUUCGUGUCUUUUAUAGCUGGAAGACUGAUUGAGGAAAAUCACCCCAUGCCAGAGGUUUUUGCAUCAGGCAACUGUUGGGUCAGAUUCCUGCCAGAAAAUGUGCUGGACGUUUGGUGUCUUGGAGCAGGUAUUAGAUGUAGCAGGAGAAGACUCUGGUUUUCAUCGGACACUACUUACCAGCUGCAGAACCUUAAGCAAGUUAUUUUAUCUCUGAGUUUGUAUACGCUUCUGCAAAAUGAGGAUAUUUAUCCUACAGAGUGUUGUGAGAAACAGUGAAGACUGUGUGAAAGGGUUUCAUAAACUGAAAACACUACUCAAAUGUAAGGUCUCCUAAGGGAAUUCUUUUCAAAACUCAGAAAAAAAGGAUAUGAACUAAGACAUCUAUUGCAUAUUGAAUAAAAUAUUUUAUAGCCAUAAAAAGUUAGAAAAUGUGUAGAAAAUUUUUAAAUUGUACUUUGCAAUUACAAUAGUGUGAAAGUUGUGUAUAUGGACCAGAGACUCAUGGAAAAAAAUGGAAUCAGCUGUUUCAGCACAGUGGAAGAGAGUGACUUUUCUUUAAAAAUCUGUUUGAUAUAUUCA